AUGAGUCAAUCUCUUUGUUUGUUCACAAUUUGUUGCUCCAUUCUUUUGGUUGGCAUCAAAGCCGAUAUUGCGGAUUGUGAUUAUUUCGAUACUGUGGAUCUAAAGCGUGGCUUCAAGUUCGAAAAUGGAUCGUAUAGGUACGAGGAUCUCAUUGUUCCCGCCCAUUUGACAGGGGAAUAUGACUACAAGGUCACGUACGAUGGAGACAGAGAACCGGUUCCCAAGCACAUCCGAGGAUGUGUGUGCAAGUUAAGGCCGUGUAUACGCUUGUGUUGCCAUUCCAAGAAGAUCAUGGAAAGCGAUGGCACGGGAUGCUCCGCGGACUAUAUAAACGAAACUCUCAGCUAUGAUUAUACUCUGAAUGUAACGCUGAAGGAUGGAACUGUGUUGAAAAGGCACAUUCUCAAGGAUAUCAUACUGCAGGAGGAGCUUCCCUUGCCCUGUCAGGAGCAUUACUCUCUAAAUCAAGAGCUGUCAGAUGACGAUAAAUGGACCUUAUUCGAUAAUGGAACACUGUUCCGCCAUUACGAUCAGGCCUUUCUCUCCAAGCAGGACUAUUGUCUGCAACCUCAAAUGUCGGGUAAUGGUACAGCCUACAGCCUGGCCCCAUAUAACUGCAUUAUACAGCCAUCUUUGACCAUGGGUUAUGGUUACGCUGGUUACUUCAUGGCCAUGGCCACCUUUCUUUGGCUUUCCGCAAUCAGUUUUGAUGUUUGGCGGCAUUUUGGCCUGCACUCUGCCCAAAUAUUCCAAAGCAGCAAUCGUUCAAUGUUCCUCGUCUACAAUCUCAUCGCUUGGAGCUUAGCUGGAUUCCUAACAUUGGUCAUAUUUUUGGUCGAUCAGUACUUAGACGAGGUUACUGGAUACACCUUGCUACCUGGUGUGGGCAUGUAUUCCUGCUGGAUAAACACUGACUCCUGGUCCGGAAUGCUAUAUUUUUAUUUGCCAAUCGCCAUCCUUAUAUCCUUUAACAUAAUCAUGUACAUUUUGACGAGUCGGCAUAUUUACGAGGAGAACAAGAGCAGGACAAAAGUGCUUAGCAAAUUCGAAGAAAAGCAGCAAUCCAGAAAUCGAGAUAACUUCGGCCUGUAUCUGUAUUUGUUCAUCAUUAUGGGUGGAUCUUGGCUAUUGGAAAUUUUGGCGUUCAUUUGUGAACUAGAAGAUGUAUGGAAGCCUUUUGUCACAGUGAAUGAAAUUAUAAACUCCAGCCAGGGCAUCAUUAUAUUUUUGGUAACCAUCUGCAACAAGGAGUUGCUCAGAGACAUUCGUGAUAGAAUCUUAGGGAAAAGGACAACUGGCAUUGAGUUGGAAACGUGUAACAUGACUCAGGACUAUCCGCUGAUGCAGCAAGGAAAUUAA
This is a messenger RNA of Drosophila kikkawai, 1359 nucleotides long. The record is from RefSeq and is a predicted model, not a curated record. Lineage: Eukaryota; Metazoa; Arthropoda; Insecta; Diptera; Drosophilidae.